AUGAUGGAAGGUCAUUAUCACGGUCAGCAUUGGACAGCGUGGUUCCUAUGGAAGGAAGGAAUACAGGGUAGUGAGAUCCAUUGUUGCAUGGUGCCGUUCUGUGGGAACAAAGCACUCUCAAGGCAUACCGUAUCCCGUUGGUUGGCCAAGUUCAGCAGUGGAAUGGAGACUACAGCCAAAGGUGUCAGCGAGGGACGACCGGCAGCAUCACAUACAGCAGCAAAUGUGGCAGCCGUGUCGGAUUUGAUCAUGGCCAAGAGGCGCAUAACGUCCAACAAGAUGCAGGAAGAAACAGGGCUUGCGCAAAGAACAUUGCAGGCGAUUGUGCUUGAUGAUUUGGAGAUGACAAAUGUGUGUGCAAAGUGGGUGGACCUUGGACCUCGAACCAAGACCUCGGACUAA
Molecule: messenger RNA, 402 nt
Organism: Stegodyphus dumicola
Lineage: Eukaryota; Metazoa; Arthropoda; Arachnida; Araneae; Eresidae
Source: RefSeq, a predicted model, not a curated record